Molecule: messenger RNA, 3940 nt
Organism: Phacochoerus africanus (Common warthog)
Lineage: Eukaryota; Metazoa; Chordata; Mammalia; Artiodactyla; Suidae
Gene: TTC14
Product: tetratricopeptide repeat domain 14
Exons: 12
Coding region: 34-2352 (772 amino acids)
Molecular function (GO): nucleic acid binding; protein binding
Source: RefSeq, a predicted model, not a curated record
CCCACUGGUUGUUGGGCCCAGCCGUCUCUCACCAUGGACCGGGACCUUCUGCGGCAGUCACUGAAUUUCCACGGGCCUUCAUUGCUCUCCCUGCUCCGGAGCGAACAGCAGGACAAUCCGCACUUCCGGAGCCUCCUGGGAUCGGUGGCCGAGCCUCCGCGGGGCCCGCCACCCCAGCAGCAGUUACAGGGCAGAAAAGAGAAGAAAGUUGACAACAUUGAAAUACAAAAAUUCAUUUCCAAAAAAGCGGAUCUGCUUUUUGCACUUUCCUGGAAAUCAGGUACACCUACAACUUCUGAAAUUAAUGAAGAUAAUGAAGAUCAUUAUGCAGUCAUGCCACCUUUAGAGCAGUUCAUGGAGAUACCUGGUAUGGACCGAAGAGAGCUGUUUUUCCGAGAUAUUGAGCGUGGUGAUAUAGUGAUUGGAAGAAUUAGUUCCAUUCGGGAAUUUGGGUUUUUCAUGGUGUUGAUUUGUUUAGGCAGUGGCAUUAUGAGAGAUAUAUCCCACUUAGAAAUCACAGCUCUAUGUCCAUUAAGAGAUGUGCCUUCUCUCAGUAACCACGGAGAUCCUUUAUCAUAUUACCAGACUGGUGACAUCAUUCGAGCUGGAAUCAAGGAUAUUGACAGAUAUCAUGAAAAGCUUGCAGUAUCUCUAUAUAGCUCAUCUCUUCCAUCACACCUAUCUGGUAUUAAAUUAGGUGUAAUUAGUUCCGAAGAACUUCCUUUGUACUACAGGAGAAGUGUUGAACUAAAUAGCAAUUCUUUGGAAUCUUAUGAGAAUAUCAUGCAAAGUUCUUUGGGAUUUGUUAAUCCAGGCGUAGUUGAAUUCCUUCUAGGAAAACUAGGAAUAGAUGAAUCUAAUCCACCAUCUUUAAUGAGAGGCCUACAAAGCAAAAAUUUCUCUGAAGAUGAUUUCGCUUCUGCCUUAAGAAAGAAACAGUCUGCAUCUUGGGCUUUAAAAUGUGUGAAGAUUGGCGUUGAUUAUUUUAAGGUGGGACGCCAUGUGGAUGCUAUGAAUGAAUACAAUAAAGCUCUGGAAAUAGACAAACAAAAUGUGGAAGCUUUAGUAGCUCGAGGAGCACUAUAUGCAACAAAAGGAAGUCUGAACAAAGCAAUAGAAGAUUUUGAGCUUGCUUUGGAAAACUGUCCAACUCACAGGAAUGCAAGAAAAUACCUUUGCCAGACACUUGUAGAAAGAGGAGGGCAGUUAGAAGAAGAAGAAAAGUUUUUAAAUGCUGAAAGUUACUAUAAGAAAGCUUUGGCUUUGGAUGAAACUUUUAAAGAUGCAGAGGAUGCUUUGCAGAAGCUUCAUAAAUACAUGCAGAAAUCUUUGGAAUUAAGAGAAAAACAAGCUGAAAAGGAAGAAAAGCAGAAAACAAAGAAAAUAGAAACAAGUGCAGAAAAGUUGCGUAAGCUCUUAAAAGAGGAGAAAAGGCUAAAGAAAAAAAGAAGAAAAUCAACUUCUUCCUCUUCAAGUGUUUCUUCUGCUGAUGAAUCAGUUUCUUCAUCAUCCUCUUCCUCUUCGGGGCACAAAAGGCAUAAGAAACAUAAGAGGAAUCGUUCAGAGUCUUCUCGAAGUUCCAAAAGGCAUUCAGCUAAGGCAUCCUCAAAUCAGAUAGAUCAGAAUAAGAAAGAUGAGUGCUUCCCAGUUCCAGCCAAUACUUCAGCAUCUUUUCUUAACCAAAAACAAGAAGUGGAAAAACUACUGGAAAAGCAGGAUAGGUUACCAUAUCAAAAGAAACAGGUAAAAGAAAAAGAUAGAUGCCCUUUCUCUUCAUCUUCAGUUGAAAUUCCGGAUGAUUUUGGAGGUAGGUCUGAAUAUCCAAGAGAUUUUUGUAAUAGCUAUAAAACUCAGGCAGGUAGUAGCAAAACAGAAAAGCCAUAUAAGUCAGAAAGACAUUUAUCCAGUAGAAGAGAUUCCUCAGAUUCCUUCUAUAGGAAUUCAGAGGAAAAGAUAAAAAUUUAUGGUUAUAGAAGAUUUGAAAAAGAUAUAGAAGGAAGAAAAGAGCACUAUAGAAAGUGGGAGACAGGUUCCGUGAAAUAUUCCACUUCACCAGCAAGCUCAGAAUACUCUUCAAAAUCAGUUGAAAAGUAUAAAAAAUAUACUUAUUCUGGAUCACGUGAUUUCAGUAGACAUGAGCAACGAUAUGAAUUAAAUAAAAAUCAAGGAGAAUAUGAAAGAGAGGGUAAUUAUGAGGAGGAUGCUAAAACUGAGGUCCCAGAAGAAGAAGGACUAAAUAGCAAAGAGCAUUCAGAAAGUGGAGUUAGAAAAAAUUUACCUCAAAAUUUACUCAAUAUAUUUAAUCAGAUAGCUGCAUUUGAGAAAGAAAAAGGGAGUAAGCCAAAAAAUUAAUAUGCCAAAGGAAUCAGCUCCAUUACACUAAAGGCUUUUAUUGAAAGAAUUAGGUCUUUUAGUUCUAAUAGCCCAGUGCAGAAGUCUCUGCUCUUGUGGUUAUUUUGUUUGUAGAGAUUAUAGAAAUCAAAUGCUUUUUAUAGCUAUUCUCAAAGUAUAUUUGUUUCAGUUGUAGGUCCCCUUUGCUUGAUUUUUUAGGUUUUUCAUAUGUGUGUUUAUGUACAGUAUUUCUUACUCUGAUGAUUUAAACUUCAUCUAAAGAUAACUCAAAGUAUUGUUCCUUCUUUGUAUUACGGUGUAUGAGAAUUCCUUGGGUCCACCUUAUCCUGCUGUUUGAGAGAAAAUUAAAUUUGUGUAUUGAACAGUUGGUUGUUUUUAUCAAAAAUUACUUAAUUCCCUUUUCUGUUAAAUUAAAAGCCCUUGGCUUUUGAAAGAGAUAUUGUUGAAUGUUCCUUAAGUACCAUUAAAUAUUAAAUUUUUUGCAUAAUGUUUAUUUUAAAAUGGUAGACAGAUUAUCUGUCUUGUCUAAUUGACCUCUAAAGUCUGAUUUAACUAAAAUGGUUUAUGUACCAGCUGUUUGACAAGUAUCUUAGGAAUAAAGCCAUAAAGUUGAUUUCUCUUUUUUUCCCCUUCUUGCUAGCAGUAUAGCCCUAAGAAAUUUCUUUAAAUAUUGGUAAGACCCUAAGAGACUACAUUCCAGGCUAUUCAAGAAUAGAUCAGAGUAGAAAAGACUGCUCUUAUUUAAAAAAAAAAAAAAAACAGUGGCAAGAGAAGCACACUAUAUAUCUGGUUUUCCACUAAGGGAAAGAAAAUCAGGAAACUGUCCUACUAUUGCAGAUGUCCAGUUAGGAAGGCACUAAGCAUGUUUGUAAAUAGCCUAGAGCUGGCCUACAUUUCUGCUUUUCUUCCUUCACACCUUUCCUCCAAUACCUCCUUUUUCUGACAGAACCUGACAAUACAUUUCAGCAACUAGAGUUAAAGAAGGAAGGAACUUGGAUCAUAAGGAUCCUCCCAAAUUAUUGAAAACUGUAUAGAACGGAAUAGAUGUAAAUAGGAAUAACAGGAGUUUAUAAUCAGCUUUUGAAUCCUUCCAACUCAUGAUACUGGAUGGGUAGGAUGGAGGGUAGUGAGAACCCAUCUACAAAGGUCUGUGUGAAAAGAACAAUAGAGAAAAAAACAUUUAGUCCUUGUCUGUUUCACAGCUCUUGCCAACAGUAAAUUACCAAAACUUUUAAGUAUAGCUGGGUGUGUAUUGUUUGCGAUCUUCAGACUUCAGAGAUGGGAGCUUAAUGAAAAAGCUAAAAUUUGUUUUUGAAUGGAACAGAAAGAGAAACUCUGGUCAAAACAAUAGGUAGAAAUCAGUCACUUUGGCAUUAAUCUUUGCACCAAGCAAUCCAUCUUCUGAAGAGUCCCUAGUUCUUCCCAUGUAUUAAAUAUUUCUGAUAUCAUCCCUACAUAGUCCUACAUAGUGGUGUUUUUAAAGAGUGGAAACUCUUGACAUACGCCUUGACAUUUAGGAAUUCCUAAUACAGCUUCAGAAUUUAUGUACACUUCAUUUAAUAAAAGCUCUUUGAGCAUCACUCUCAAA